GAGAUAGACAGGAACGACUUUCCGCAGCAAAAGGGGAAAUGGCAGCGCUGCACCGCCGGGAAACUCAUAAAAAAGGUUGAGAAUUGCAGCGAACAACCAAUUUUUAUCAAGAAAGAGAGCGGGAGGAAGCGAUGAGUGUGUUUGGAGGAGACAGUUGGGGUCGGGAGGCUCAGUACAGGAAGCGAAGAGUAGAUGAUCUGAUAAUCGAAGGAAUUGAUGGGUGUGGUUAUAAGAAGCUCCCCAACGGCAAGUUGGUUUGCCUGCUCUGCCCCCACCAUCCCGUCCUUGACACCCCUUUAAUGCUUUCCCAGAUGCAUGUGAAGGGGUCACGCCAUCGAGCUGCAGAGUCCGAACAGAAGGAAAGAGAACUAUCGAGACAAUAUCAGAUAAAUAAGAGGAUUGCAUUGGCAGAUUCCUCUAGUACUGCUGUUUCCAGCACUAGUUCUGAAGUAAGAUGUGGAUCCACAAAGAAGCCUUUAAUUGAGCAGGUCCACAAAGCUGCUUCCGAGAUACUUGCUGGAGAAUCUCCUCAGUGCAGCACAUUGGAUAAAAGUGAUAAAAGUCCAGAUGUCCGAUCAGAUAUCUGCUACUAUAAAAAAGAAAAUCAAUCUAUUGCAAAGAGCAAUGCCACCGAAGUCGUAGCAGCUCCUGAAGUGGCCUUCCAGCAGCAAUUGGAUUAUAAAAAUCGUCGUGAGAGGGAGCUUAAGCUGAUUUCAGCUGGGUGGAAGCGUGAUGCCCAUGCCCGGUGGUUCAAGGAUGAAAAUGUUGAGUUUGAUUCUGAUGAGGAAGAUCCAAAUGUUUAUCUUGGACAGUGAGUGGGGGAAAAUCAUGAUGGAGCUUAUGAUUUCUGAUCCCCCUGUAGCACUGAUAAUGGCAUGAAAAUUCACUCACUGCCUUCUGCACACGAAAAAUUUGCUGCGUGCUGCACAAUUUUGUUGCUCUGCAUGGCUUAUGUGGGAGAGGGGGACUAGGAGGCUCGGUUGAAGCUGGUUCAGCAAAAGUAUAAAAUUCAGCUAAAUUGAAGAGUCCAGUUUUUAUGAUGUUCUGUAGCAAAAGCCUGGUGGUGUAGUUCGGAAUUUAGCUGAACUUGAGACAUUAACUGACGUUGGGAUCUUUUAUCUCAUGAAGUAAAGGCACCUUUUUGAGCUCUGCUGUCUAGAAAUUGCUUGAUGGAAACUAUAUACUGCGUAGCAUGCGUUUUGGCAAAAUUAUUACUAAUUCCGCUGUAAGGGGCAUCCUUCAUCCUUGCCUGACUGCUUUGGAGCUGGUGGUUGGAUUGCGUCUUCUUGAAGUUGGAUGAAUUUCUUUACGAGGUGAAGCCCUUCUGAUUGUUGUCAUCAUAAGCCCAGAAGAGGGCUAUGGAUGAGCGUCCCUCCCCCUUUCUUGUAGCAGCGGACCAAGCAGAAUACUUUUUUUAUUCGGGGACUUGGUUUACAAGAAUCCAUCAUAGGCCCAAAACCGUUUAUGGGGCAAACAAUUACGUCAGCCCGUGUAUGUGUAUCCUUUCCACGGAGAGAUCCUUUUUUUUUUUUCUUCCUUUCUUUCUCCAAAUUCCCAUUCGAAUGGAACUAAGGAAGGUUUCAGAGUCAAAUCAAGAACCUUAUGCGUGGUUGAUUGAUA
This is a messenger RNA of Coffea arabica (coffee), 1620 nucleotides long. RefSeq lists its product as uncharacterized. Gene Ontology annotation, cellular component: nucleus. The record is from RefSeq and is a predicted model, not a curated record. Lineage: Eukaryota; Viridiplantae; Streptophyta; Magnoliopsida; Gentianales; Rubiaceae. Gene Ontology annotation, biological process: RNA splicing.